This is a messenger RNA of Plutella xylostella (diamondback moth), 8384 nucleotides long. The record is from RefSeq and is a predicted model, not a curated record. NCBI's taxonomy places the organism in Eukaryota, Metazoa, Arthropoda, Insecta, Lepidoptera, Plutellidae.
GACCUUUACAUUGAACGUUGAUACGGCCUGGGGUCACAAAUUGAUUUGAACGUGUGCUACCUUAGGGAUUGGAUCCAUAUUUUUGUAACAUCAUGGGGGAACGUCCGAUAUGUUUCAACCUUUUAUUAAAAGAUGAAUUGACAUACGAGGCCACAGUCCGAGGUGUCAAACCUGAGGCCACUGCGGACCAAUUAAGAUUACAAUUAACAGAAUUAGCUACGCGGGUGCCUUCGGACGAGGUUAUUUACUUUGAGGGAGAUGUUACCUCAGAGUUAGAAAAAGUUAAAAACAAAAUUAAAGACUUGCAGAGCUCACUUUCAAAACCAAAUUUGCAGUUAAAACACAUCAAGCGUUGCGAAUCAUUGGCUAACCAUUUAUAUCACCGCUUAGGUCGUAUAAAUGCCGUCAGUAAGGAGGAGACUUGUAUGCUCGGGGACUUGCUCUUACAACUCGAAUCUAGGGACAGCGAACUGAGGUACAUUUCUAAAGCUUAUCAGGAGCAGGAAAAGAAACAGGAUAUCCCUGUCGUAGGGUGUAUAGAGCCAUGUCCUAAGGUGGACCACACACAGAUCCAAAAACUGAACCUUGUCUUUAACGGCAGUGAUAGUGUACAGGCAUUCGUGCAGCGACUGGAGGAGCUUUGCAAUUCUCGAGGUAUCUCUGAGGAGACGUUAUUUAAUUCCGUCGCAGAAAUUUUUAGCGGUGACGCCUUGUUUUGGUUUCGGGGUGUCAAGGAGGAGGUCUCGAGUUGGAAAGAGGUUAAGGCUCGUUUGUAUGAGGAGUUCCUGCCAUUCGAUUAUAAUCGGCGUUUAUUACAGGAGGUGCGGUCGCGGACACAAGGUGCUGAUGAAUCCAUCAUAAAGUACUUAAGCACAAUGCGGAAUUAUUUUUCUAGGCUCAGCGUGCCGUUACCGGAGUCAGAGCAGCUGGAGAUAGUACAAGGUAACCUUAGACCGUUUUACACGAGUCAGCUUGCUCUUACAAACGUCGGGAACUGGAACGAGCUGAAGGAACGCUGUAGGCAGCUGGAGUACGCCAAAUACCGAGCAGACUCUUUUGCGGAGCCGCCCCGAGUUUCUGCGAAUUCGGUAGCGCCGGACUUAGCCUAUCAGGCUAGGAACCGACUUUCGGUUAACGCCGUGGACACCGAGGUGGACUUAUUUUGCGUUCGUUGCAGGGUUCUUGGACAUGGCCUUUGGCAAUGUAGUGCACCACCCACCCAAUUGUGUUACUCUUGUGGUUUAAAGGGUGCCACCUUGCACACGUGCCCACGGUGUGGUCCGUCAGUCGCUGAGCCACCGAAACUACAACAAAAGCCAGAUCCUGCUGGACCAACCGUUGCUGGGGUAAGCGUGAACAACGAGCAGCCUGGAACCAAAUCCUCCGGCAGUGGUCGCCGUCGCCGCCACCGCCGUCGCCGCCGCUGUGAAGAGGCAGGUGAUGGAGACGCGGACAGUGGCUUGCGACCUUAUUUAGAUGUCGCGAUUUACCACCAUCGUUGCAGAGGGUUGUUGGAUUCGGGUUCUACAGUUUCGGUCAUUGGCGGAAAGGCGGCCCAAUCCCUCUCCAGUUGUGGUACGUUGUAUCCAGCUGAGGAGAAAUCCAUUAUCACGGCUAAUGGAUCACAUUCUCCGGUUUCGGGUUUUAAGAUUUUACCGGUGACUGUAGAGGAUGUUACGGCUUUCGUGAAAUUUUAUGUCGUUCCUGAUAUUUCUUCAGAAUUGCUGUUAGGUAUAGAUUUCUGGCGUGCUUUUAAUAUCGCACCUGAUGUUCUGAACCUACUCAAUAAAAGAGGAGUCUCUAAAAGCAGGGAACCGUAUGCAAGUGAGGUUAGACAUUUGAACUCAUGCAACGAGUUGAGUGCUUCGAAGUGUGUACCGGCUGAUAACGCUACUGCCAGUUUGGUAGUUCGUGGUCGUCGCUCACAGGAUUGCCAACUCAGUAGGGUUCGUCGAAGCAUGGAUUCAAAGUCGUACUUGACUGCUAGUUUGACUCCGAAUUACGAGAGGUAUACAGUAGUUCAACAAGUGUCUGGAUUUGUCUACAUUCUUGAAGAUAGCAAUGGGAACCAGACAGAGUGUCACGCCAGGGAUAUUCUCUGUAGAAUUGAUGUUCCGUAGGCCACCUUUGUGUGUGUUGACUUACUCUAUUGAGUAAGCCAGCAAUGCCAAGGGCUCAUUUACUAUGCGUCGUUGUGUUGCAAAGUGAGUGAAUAGUUUCGUAGGCCACCUUUGUGUGUGUUGACUUACUCUAUUGAGUAGGCCAACAAUGCUAAGGACUCAUUCACUUUGCGUCGUUGAGUUUUUUUUUGUGGGAUUUUCCAUUUAAUUUAUUUCAGGGUUUAUCUCAUUGCUUAGGGACUCUACUGAGUCGGUGAGUGAUCUUAACCUUAUUGAUAUUCACUGGGUUUUCCAGCUAUUAUCUUUGAUUUAGGUUUCUCUUAAAUGAGUGACCCACAUAUUCCGAUUGUUUUAGGUGUUUCGGAUUUAGAGAUGGAGGGCCAUCUUUGAAUUUUUCUCGUACCCUCGAAAAAUUCUGGUGGGGACGGGGGUACUGCAACACCAUUAUUUUUGUAACUUAACAUUUCGUUAUUGUUUACAUUCUGUUUGUUUACUUUGUUAGUCUUGUCAAGUAUCAGCUGUCAAAUUCGACACACAGGAUAGAUUUUCAGUUGUUGUCUGUGGUCCUUUGAGAAAACUCGUGCUAGAUCGUCAUCGGACAGUGGUCAGUGGCGACAUGACGCUCAGAACAAUGAUCGUGCUGACUGGCCACAGACUAGUUUUGUGACGAUGAGCUGACAUCCCCGGUGACGGCUUUUUUCGGAACUGGCAAGGAGGCAAACCAUUCUCUGUCAGAACGUCUCGAGUAAAAUUAAAUGUGUGGUUAGAUUUUUCUUCCCGCCCGCGUGGCGCAGGCCGUAUUGGUACCAAGUUCCUUGCUUCAUAUUUCCUGUUACCAGAUACGUGCCACAGACACCCACGCAGCAUCACACCAUGUGUACCUAACCUGAAUUGCCGACAAUUUCAAUCCUGCCCGGUGAAGCGUGCGAUUGCCAGACGCGUGUCACCUGACCCAACCCCAAGAAGGUGUCGUUGGUGACCAGAGCCGUCAGCGAGCCACGAGCCGUCCGGAGCUCCUGUCCUGGCCCCGUCCGACAGUCCAGGUUGGCCGUUGUAUGUUCGUUGAGCGGAUACUGAGGAAUUUCCUUAGGAUUUCUAUUAAUCUUCAGCGGCAUCAGCCUUCUAACGCCGCUGCUGAAUGUAGGAUUGCAAAGGCAGAACCCGGGUGGACUCUAGCGGGUUAAAACCUUUAUUUUAUUAUUUUUUCUUCAUAGGGAGCCCCGUUAGAACGGGCAGUAGUAUCUAAAUUGCACUUUGAACCUUUUGUAGGCGCUAGGCUAUCAACGUCCUUCGGUUACGGGGCCUUAACGUUAAACUGCUAUCCCAUUGAAGUAAUAUAGAAGUUCCUCUGUGGUUAAUACCAUCCUUCUACCCCUGUGGCGUGAAACGCAGCGGUGGAACCUUGGUUUCUCCACUCUUAUAUAAUUUCCUUGCAAUACCUUGCGUACUUCAACCAGACAAUUAUAAGGACUUAAUCCCUGGUCUCAUUUAAGUAGUAUAAGAGUUUCUCUGUGGUUAAUACCAUCCUUCUACCCCUGUGGCGUGAAACGCAGUGGUGGAACUUUGGUUUCUCCACUCUUAUAUAAUUUCUAUAUAAUAAAUAUUAAUAAUUGUACAACAUUCUGAUAUUUUUAUUUUCCACCUCAUUGUAAUUUCACCACCCACUACACAGUGGAAAAUAGGCUUACAUUUGGCGCCCGAACAGGGACUAAUCCGUUAGCUUAUAGUCUAAUCUAUCGCUUAGACAGGCCUGAGUCCACCCGGGGGGGUAAUUAGAAAUUAAUUAGUCUUAUAAUUUCUUGUGUGUGUUUUGCGUGUGUCAUCGUGACGUGCUGACAGAGAAUCACUGCAGAAGGUUUCCUUUUUUUUUUAAUUUAUUAACUUAAUAAGGCUGUAUUUUUUUUGUGUGGAUAUUGUGUUAAAAAUUUUAACCUCUUAUUUCAGACAUUUUAUUUUAUUGACUGAACAUGCCUUAUUUUUUUUUUUGUUGAGAUUGCGUUAAAUUUGUAUAACCUCUUAUUCCAAACGUUAUUCAAAGGAAAACCUUCUGCUGGAAUUUUAUUUAGUUAAUUAUUGAACAAUUAAAUAUUGAACAGUUGGUGAUUGUUUUUAAACAAUUUUGCUGAGACAUUGUUAUUGUCUGUUUAACUUAAACACUCAACUUUUAAUAAUUACAGUUUUGUUUUAUCAAUUUUUUAUAAAAAUAACCAAAUUUUUUUUACAAGGUCAACCUUUUAUGAGUUAAUAUAUUGUUUUACACAUCAUUUAACUGUCAGUUAUAACUUAACUUUACUUAAGUUUAAUAUUGUACCUGGACUUACUGAAACAUACUUUAAGGAGGAAGCAUUUAUUUUGAAGAUAUUGUUGUUUAUUGUUCUGCUUUUACAUUGAACGUUGCGUGUUUUACAUAACCAUUUAACUGUCAGUUAUAACUUAACUUUAUUUAAGUUUACUUACUUACUUAGACUUACUGAAACACACUUUAAUGGGAAAGCAUUUAUUUUUAUAUUGGUGUUUAUUGUUUGACCUUUACAUUGAACGUUGAUACGGCCUGGGGUCACAAAUUGAUUUGAACGUGUGCUACCUUAGGGAUUGGAUCCAUAUUUUUGUAACAUCAUGGGGGAACGUCCGAUAUGUUUCAACCUUUUAUUAAAAGAUGAAUUGACAUACGAGGCCACAGUCCGAGGUGUCAAACCUGAGGCCACUGCGGACCAAUUAAGAUUACAAUUAACAGAAUUAGCUACGCGGGUGCCUUCGGACGAGGUUAUUUACUUUGAGGGAGAUGUUACCUCAGAGUUAGAAAAAGUUAAAAACAAAAUUAAAGACUUGCAGAGCUCACUUUCAAAACCAAAUUUGCAGUUAAAACACAUCAAGCGUUGCGAAUCAUUGGCUAACCAUUUAUAUCACCGCUUAGGUCGUAUAAAUGCCGUCAGUAAGGAGGAGACUUGUAUGCUCGGGGACUUGCUCUUACAACUCGAAUCUAGGGACAGCGAACUGAGGUACAUUUCUAAAGCUUAUCAGGAGCAGGAAAAGAAACAGGAUAUCCCUGUCGUAGGGUGUAUAGAGCCAUGUCCUAAGGUGGACCACACACAGAUCCAAAAACUGAACCUUGUCUUUAACGGCAGUGAUAGUGUACAGGCAUUCGUGCAGCGACUGGAGGAGCUUUGCAAUUCUCGAGGUAUCUCUGAGGAGACGUUAUUUAAUUCCGUCGCAGAAAUUUUUAGCGGUGACGCCUUGUUUUGGUUUCGGGGUGUCAAGGAGGAGGUCUCGAGUUGGAAAGAGGUUAAGGCUCGUUUGUAUGAGGAGUUCCUGCCAUUCGAUUAUAAUCGGCGUUUAUUACAGGAGGUGCGGUCGCGGACACAAGGUGCUGAUGAAUCCAUCAUAAAGUACUUAAGCACAAUGCGGAAUUAUUUUUCUAGGCUCAGCGUGCCGUUACCGGAGUCAGAGCAGCUGGAGAUAGUACAAGGUAACCUUAGACCGUUUUACACGAGUCAGCUUGCUCUUACAAACGUCGGGAACUGGAACGAGCUGAAGGAACGCUGUAGGCAGCUGGAGUACGCCAAAUACCGAGCAGACUCUUUUGCGGAGCCGCCCCGAGUUUCUGCGAAUUCGGUAGCGCCGGACUUAGCCUAUCAGGCUAGGAACCGACUUUCGGUUAACGCCGUGGACACCGAGGUGGACUUAUUUUGCGUUCGUUGCAGGGUUCUUGGACAUGGCCUUUGGCAAUGUAGUGCACCACCCACCCAAUUGUGUUACUCUUGUGGUUUAAAGGGUGCCACCUUGCACACGUGCCCACGGUGUGGUCCGUCAGUCGCUGAGCCACCGAAACUACAACAAAAGCCAGAUCCUGCUGGACCAACCGUUGCUGGGGUAAGCGUGAACAACGAGCAGCCUGGAACCAAAUCCUCCGGCAGUGGUCGCCGUCGCCGCCACCGCCGUCGCCGCCGCUGUGAAGAGGCAGGUGAUGGAGACGCGGACAGUGGCUUGCGACCUUAUUUAGAUGUCGCGAUUUACCACCAUCGUUGCAGAGGGUUGUUGGAUUCGGGUUCUACAGUUUCGGUCAUUGGCGGAAAGGCGGCCCAAUCCCUCUCCAGUUGUGGUACGUUGUAUCCAGCUGAGGAGAAAUCCAUUAUCACGGCUAAUGGAUCACAUUCUCCGGUUUCGGGUUUUAAGAUUUUACCGGUGACUGUAGAGGAUGUUACGGCUUUCGUGAAAUUUUAUGUCGUUCCUGAUAUUUCUUCAGAAUUGCUGUUAGGUAUAGAUUUCUGGCGUGCUUUUAAUAUCGCACCUGAUGUUCUGAACCUACUCAAUAAAAGAGGAGUCUCUAAAAGCAGGGAACCGUAUGCAAGUGAGGUUAGACAUUUGAACUCAUGCAACGAGUUGAGUGCUUCGAAGUGUGUACCGGCUGAUAACGCUACUGCCAGUUUGGUAGUUCGUGGUCGUCGCUCACAGGAUUGCCAACUCAGUAGGGUUCGUCGAAGCAUGGAUUCAAAGUCGUACUUGACUGCUAGUUUGACUCCGAAUUACGAGAGGUAUACAGUAGUUCAACAAGUGUCUGGAUUUGUCUACAUUCUUGAAGAUAGCAAUGGGAACCAGACAGAGUGUCACGCCAGGGAUAUUCUCUGUAGAAUUGAUGUUCCGUAGGCCACCUUUGUGUGUGUUGACUUACUCUAUUGAGUAAGCCAGCAAUGCCAAGGGCUCAUUUACUAUGCGUCGUUGUGUUGCAAAGUGAGUGAAUAGUUUCGUAGGCCACCUUUGUGUGUGUUGACUUACUCUAUUGAGUAGGCCAACAAUGCUAAGGACUCAUUCACUUUGCGUCGUUGAGUUUUUUUUUGUGGGAUUUUCCAUUUAAUUUAUUUCAGGGUUUAUCUCAUUGCUUAGGGACUCUACUGAGUCGGUGAGUGAUCUUAACCUUAUUGAUAUUCACUGGGUUUUCCAGCUAUUAUCUUUGAUUUAGGUUUCUCUUAAAUGAGUGACCCACAUAUUCCGAUUGUUUUAGGUGUUUCGGAUUUAGAGAUGGAGGGCCAUCUUUGAAUUUUUCUCGUACCCUCGAAAAAUUCUGGUGGGGACGGGGGUACUGCAACACCAUUAUUUUUGUAACUUAACAUUUCGUUAUUGUUUACAUUCUGUUUGUUUACUUUGUUAGUCUUGUCAAGUAUCAGCUGUCAAAUUCGACACACAGGAUAGAUUUUCAGUUGUUGUCUGUGGUCCUUUGAGAAAACUCGUGCUAGAUCGUCAUCGGACAGUGGUCAGUGGCGACAUGACGCUCAGAACAAUGAUCGUGCUGACUGGCCACAGACUAGUUUUGUGACGAUGAGCUGACAUCCCCGGUGACGGCUUUUUUCGGAACUGGCAAGGAGGCAAACCAUUCUCUGUCAGAACGUCUCGAGUAAAAUUAAAUGUGUGGUUAGAUUUUUCUUCCCGCCCGCGUGGCGCAGGCCGUAUUGGUACCAAGUUCCUUGCUUCAUAUUUCCUGUUACCAGAUACGUGCCACAGACACCCACGCAGCAUCACACCAUGUGUACCUAACCUGAAUUGCCGACAAUUUCAAUCCUGCCCGGUGAAGCGUGCGAUUGCCAGACGCGUGUCACCUGACCCAACCCCAAGAAGGUGUCGUUGGUGACCAGAGCCGUCAGCGAGCCACGAGCCGUCCGGAGCUCCUGUCCUGGCCCCGUCCGACAGUCCAGGUUGGCCGUUGUAUGUUCGUUGAGCGGAUACUGAGGAAUUUCCUUAGGAUUUCUAUUAAUCUUCAGCGGCAUCAGCCUUCUAACGCCGCUGCUGAAUGUAGGAUUGCAAAGGCAGAACCCGGGUGGACUCUAGCGGGUUAAAACCUUUAUUUUAUUAUUUUUUCUUCAUAGGGAGCCCCGUUAGAACGGGCAGUAGUAUCUAAAUUGCACUUUGAACCUUUUGUAGGCGCUAGGCUAUCAACGUCCUUCGGUUACGGGGCCUUAACGUUAAACUGCUAUCCCAUUGAAGUAAUAUAGAAGUUCCUCUGUGGUUAAUACCAUCCUUCUACCCCUGUGGCGUGAAACGCAGCGGUGGAACCUUGGUUUCUCCACUCUUAUAUAAUUUCCUUGCAAUACCUUGCGUACUUCAACCAGACAAUUAUAAGGACUUAAUCCCUGGUCUCAUUUAAGUAGUAUAAGAGUUUCUCUGUGGUUAAUACCAUCCUUCUACCCCUGUGGCGUGAAACGCAGUGGUGGAACUUUGGUUUCUCCACUCUUAUAUAAUUUCUAUAUAAUAAAUAUUAAUAAUUGUACAACA